Messenger RNA from Ornithorhynchus anatinus (platypus), 3125 nucleotides. It is a transcript of the gene ZBTB41, whose product is annotated as zinc finger and BTB domain containing 41. Lineage: Eukaryota; Metazoa; Chordata; Mammalia; Monotremata; Ornithorhynchidae. Gene Ontology annotation, cellular component: nucleus. The record is from RefSeq and is a predicted model, not a curated record. Bases 152 to 2884 code for a protein of 910 amino acids. The transcript has 11 exons. Gene Ontology annotation, molecular function: protein binding; RNA polymerase II transcription regulatory region sequence-specific DNA binding; DNA-binding transcription factor activity, RNA polymerase II-specific. Gene Ontology annotation, biological process: regulation of transcription by RNA polymerase II.
CGACCGGGAAGUCGGCGGGCGCUGGGCGGCUGCCGGGCGCGGGGGCAGAUCGCGUUUUGCCGCAAGGAGGCGAAAGGAUUGAAGCCGGUUCGCAUUUUUGACUCCCUCGACAGACGUAUGAGGGGCCUAGUUCCGAAAUCGCAGGUCUGCAAUGAAGAAGAGGAGAAAGGUCCCUGCAAAUCUCGAUGAGAAGAUCCGCCUCGGUCAACGGAAAGAUUCUUCAGAUGGCCGAGUCCCAGUAGGCCCGGAUCGAACCGCCGUCACCCCUUCUGCGGAAGAGUCCGCCCCUGAGGAUCCCGAGUGUCGUCAAGAGUGCCCGCCUUCACCCGAUCAGAGAAAACUUCUCAGUUCCCUGCAGUACAAUAAAAAUCUACUGAAGUACUUAAACGACGACAGGCAGAAGCAGCCGUCCUUCUGUGACUUACUGAUAAUAGUAGAAGGAAAAGAAUUCAGCGCCCAUAAAGUCGUCGUCGCCGUCGGCAGCAGUUACUUCCACGCCUGCCUGAGUAAAAAUCCAAGCACAGAUGUGGUCACGGUGGAUCACGUCACGCAUUCGGUUUUUCGGCAUCUGCUCGAGUUCUUGUACACCUCGGAAUUUUUCGUGUAUAAGAAUGAGAUCCCCUUAGUGCUAGAGGCCGCCAAGUUUCUGGACAUCAUCGAUGCCGUCAAAGUGUUAAAUAACGAGCACGCCUCCGCUUUUCAACCAGAGGAAGCGGCCGAAAGGUUCUCGCCGCCGGAAACCGCGAGCGAACUGCCGGGCAAGCUGGCGAGUGGUCACCAGUGCAGAUUUUGCAGCCGAAAUUUCUGUUACAAGAAGUCCUUAGAGAACCAUUUAGCCAAGACUCACAGAUCCCUCUCCUUCGGGAAGAAACAUGGCUUAAAAAUGCUGGAGAGAGGCUUUUCGUCCCGAAGGUCCACGAGAAGUCGCAAGUGCCCCGUGAAAUUCGAUAAUAGCGAUAACGAAAGCGGAGACGCUUCCGACGACUUGGAGGGAAUCGGUUCCGACAAGGAGAGAUCUGAUAAAAAUGACUCUGAGGACCCCGGGAGUGAGAUUAACGUGGAUGAAGACGGACAGGAGGAGGAAAUAUCGGAUGACUACUCUGAAACCGAGGAGCGGAGCGAAAAGGAGCGCGUCGACGCGGAAGAGGAGCCCGAGAUUGCCGACGCCGUUGGAAACAUUCCCGACGGAUUAACUCCGAUUGUCGUGCAGAGCAGUAACAAAAAAAUCCUGCAGUGUCCCAAGUGUGGCAAAACGUUCGAUCGGACAGGGAAAUAUGAGAGUCACACCCGGGUACACACGGGCGAGAAGCCCUUUGAAUGCGAUAUUUGUCACCAGCGCUACUCAACAAAAUCCAACCUAACGGUUCACAGGAAGAAACACAAUAACGACAAGGAAUUUCAUAAGAAAGAGCACAAAUGUCCCUUCUGUAAUAAACUUCACGCAAGCAAAAAGACUUUAGCCAAGCACGUCCAGAGAUUUCAUCCAGAAAAUGUACAAGAAUUCCUUUCUAUCAAGAAGACUAAAAGUGAAGGUUGGCGAUGCGACAUUUGUAAGAAGUCUUUCACCCGAAGACCACACUUAGAGGAACAUAUGAUUCUUCACACUCAGAACAAACCUUUCAAGUGUACCUAUUGCGAAGAGCACUUCAGAUCUCGGUUUGCGCGAUUAAAGCACCAAGAGAAGUUCCACCUCGGACCAUUUCCAUGUGAUAUCUGUGGGCGCCAGUUCAAUGACACUGGAAAUCUGAAACGCCAUAUAGAAUGUACUCAUGGCGGCAAGAGGAAAUGGACUUGUUUUAUUUGUGGAAAAUCAGUGAGAGAAAGAACAACUUUGAAAGAGCACCUGAGAAUUCACAGUGGUGAAAAACCUCAUCUUUGUAGCAUCUGCGGGCAGAGUUUUCGACAUGGAAGUUCCUACAGACUUCACUUGCGAGUCCACCACGAUGAUAAGAGAUAUGAAUGUGAUGAAUGUGGAAAAACAUUUAUUCGUCAUGACCAUUUAACAAAGCACAAAAAAAUACAUUCAGGUGAAAAAGCACAUCAGUGUGAGGAAUGUGGAAAAUGUUUUGGUCGUAGGGAUCACCUCACUGUUCAUUACAAAAGUGUUCACCUUGGAGAGAAGGUGUGGCAAAAAUACAAAGCCACAUUUCAUCAAUGUGAAGUUUGUAAGAAGGUUUUUAAAGGCAAAUCGAGUUUGGAAAUGCAUUUUAGGACGCAUUCAGGUGAAAAACCGUACAAAUGUCAAAUUUGUAACCAACCUUUUAGAAUCAAGAAAACUCUAACGAAACACAUGGUUAUCCAUUCUGACGCCCGGCCUUUCAACUGUCAGUACUGCAACGCGACGUUUAAACGGAAAGACAAAUUGAAGUACCACAUCGACCACGUGCACGGCAUCAAAUCUGCGGACGAGACGCUCGCUUCUGCUUCCGAGGAGAAACUGGCCCCCUUGCCAGUGGAGUAUACGGCCGAUGGCAAAUCUUACCGAACAGAGACGAAACCGUACCCACAGCAGCCGAAGGAUUAUCAGUCCGAGCCCAAAACUCUGUUAGAGAACGUGCCCGCCGAAGUCUGCGUGCCGGUGGCCCUGGUACCCGUCCCGAUGCCCGACGCUCAGACCGAUUUAGUGCGUCAUACCACCAGCCUCCCACCUCCUCCCGCUCACGGUAUCCUCCCUCCUCAGCCGCAACCCUCGGACUAUCCGCGGGCGUCGGAUUUGGCGUUUUUGGAAAAAUACACCCUCACUCCCCCGCCUGCAAAUAUAGUCCAUCCCGUCCGGCCAGAACAGAUGCUAGACCCCCGAGACCAGUCGUACCUCGGGACGCUCUUGGGGCUCGAUACGGCGCCUUCCGGGCAGAACGUUUCCGACGGUGGACGUGAGUCAUGAUCAGACAUUCCGGAAGAAAAACCUUCUGGCGGUGUACGGUGCCGGUGGCUACUCUAGUCGAAUAAGGCUGCUACAGUUUGCAUUUUCUCUGGCCUCCCGGGGCCUCCAAAGCGUUGGAUGGAGAUCGCGAGAUAGGCACGUGUAUAUAUGAACCCGAGAGGACACAUUUUGGUGCAUAAUAUUUAAAGUGUAUAUCUUGUGAUUUGAAAGAUUUUCAAAUAUUUUAGAUGUUAACUUUUUA